This is a messenger RNA of Gopherus flavomarginatus (Mexican gopher tortoise), 5645 nucleotides long. It is a transcript of the gene PMFBP1, whose product is annotated as polyamine modulated factor 1 binding protein 1. The record is from RefSeq and is a predicted model, not a curated record. The transcript is spliced from 28 exons. NCBI's taxonomy places the organism in Eukaryota, Metazoa, Chordata, Testudines, Testudinidae. Gene Ontology annotation, biological process: spermatogenesis. Bases 787 to 5301 code for a protein of 1504 amino acids.
GGCAGCUUGGCUUGCUGCCCUACCAGGGAAGCUCUGAGCUUUCUCCUCAAAGUGCUCCCUGGUAGCAGCAGCAGAAAUUAAACUUCCAAAUACUCAUUAACCCAUCAGAGGCAAAGACCCCUUUCACUCUCUGUCUCUCACCACCCUUUAUUUUCUGUCCCUCCCUCCAAGUCCACCCACCCCCACAUCUAACUUCUGCACAAACCACAUGACCAAUAUAUAGGAUCUCACAACCCAUUGGAAAAGAGAGACGGUUUCUGGGCAAGCUUGCUGUUUGCUUGCUUCCUUGUUUGUUUGUUUGAAUCAGGAUGACUCUGAGACAGUGGAUGAGAAGAAGAGUCUGCUCCUUCCAGCUGUAUCUUUGAGAUAGACUGGCUUUGAAGGCGCAGUGUGUUUCAGGGAAUAGCAUUUGAAGUUUCCGUACAUGGCAGGCAUUGUGGCAUAUGUCAGUGACAUUGCUCAGUGUUUGAAAUGCUUUGUGUCUAACUCAUGGUUUCAGUAAGGGAUCCGUGUCCGACUUCUUGAAGAGCUAUGAAGGUCGAUCUAGUGAUGGCAUUACCCAGCGAGAGCGAGUUCCUGGCUGGAGCUGGCAAUCUCCAGUUCCAACCAUAGGAAAGUCUUUGAAAUGCUCUGAAAAUGCAGAACUGGUAUCAAGGCUGUUUAUGCCCUUCAUUUUUUACCCAGCACUUGUGAGAGUUGUGUUCGAGCCUAGCGUGACUGCAGGGCUUGGGAUUACAGUAAAUAAAGGAGCGCCCAGGUGCUUUCCAAUGAUGCAAUGGCACCCAGAUGCUACAUGGAUGCCUGCCUGAGAGAGACCUAGAACAGUAUGUCACUCCACCGCAGCAAAUGAUGGAGCAAGAAGAACUGAGAGUUCAACUGGCAUCUAAAGAACAGCUUAUUCAUCAGUUAAAUGUCCAUCUGAGGGAGGCAAAUCACAGCCAGGAAAAGUCAAAAGCAGAGAUUCUGGAGAAGGAAGCUAAGAUUCGGGAGCUGCAGGAGAUAAUCACAGACCUUCACCAUGAAAUUUCCCUGAAGGAUUUGGAGGCAGUCAAUCAACUGGAGGAGAAGCACCUGCUGGAGACCACGGUGCAAUCCCUCAGGCAGAUGCUGGAUGCUCAAGAGCAGAGGAUCUAUCAACUGCAGACCAAGCAGACAGAGAGGCAGGCGGAACUGGAGCAGAAAUGCAGCCGGAUGCAGCAGCUCGAACGAGACCUGGAGGCCAGCGGCAGGCUACAGGAGGAAUCCCAGAGGCAGCUUGGGGAGUGUAAUGCACGUCUGGCCCAGGUAGCAGGAGAGAAUGAGGCUCUACGAGGCCAUCAGCUUGAGCAGAUGUUAGAGGCACAAGAAACAAAGAAUCAGCUUGCUGAAGCAGAGGUGGAGGUGGUCACCAUGAGGAGCAAAUAUAGCAUGGCACAGAAAGAGAUGAGCCAGCAGCACCAGACCAUCCGGACAUUGGAAGAGAAGCAAGCCCAUCUGCAGGCCCAUUGUCACCACCUGGAGGAGGAGACUGGCUUUCUGCAUGCCAGGCUGGAGGCCCAAGGCCUGGCACUGGAGAAUGAGCAGACGCUGGUAACCAGCCAAGUAUGCCACAAAGAGGAGCAGGUGGCGACGCUAACGGGCAAGCUGCUGAAGGCAAAGACUGAGGCACAAGCAGCUGAGCAACAGGCGGCCCAGCUGGAGGCGCUGCUGAGCACGUCGCAGCUGGAGUCAUGUUACCUGAAGAAGGAGCUGCGGAGGAAAGACGAGGAGCUCCAGUGCCUGCAAGAGCAGCUCCGGGAUUCUCGGGAAGCACUGCAGGAUGCAAGGCAAGGGAAAGAGGCCAUCCAGAAGGAGUCAGAGACCCAGCUGCUGCAGCGUGACCAGCUGGUGGAGCAGCAGAAAGCGGAUCUUGUGGCAGCCCGAGAGAAGCUCUCCAGGUACACAGGGCAGCUUGCAGAGCUGCGUGCAGACCAACAGCAGCAGGCUGGGGAGUUGGCCGUCCUGAGGGAGAGGCAUAAGACUGCGCAGCAGGAGGUCUGCAGCCGUGACCAGAUCAUCGGGAAGCUCAGAGGAGACCUGAAAAGUGCUGAGGAGCAGCUGGUGCGAGUGAAGGAUGAGGGGAAGGAGAGAGCUGCAGAAGGGAGCGGCCUGAAGGGAAAGCUCCACCAGCUGCAAGAUGACAUAAGAAGCCUACAAGAGAUCUGUGGGGAGCGGGAAAAGGCCAUGGUGGAGCAGACCUGCUGCAUCCAGCAGCUCCAGCAUGAGCAGGAGAUCUGCAUCAGCCAGAGCCAGCAGCAGGCGAUGCUGGUGGAGCAGAUGCAGGGGGAGCUCACAUCCCGUGAGCGAGCCCACCAGACAGAACUGGAGCAGCUGCAGGCCAAGCUGCAGCACCUUCAGCAGGAGCUGGACAUCUGCAAAGGGAAGAACCAAGAUAAUCUGAGCCACCUGCAGCAGCGGGAGUCCACGAUGGAGAGGCAGAGCUCGCACCUGGAGUUCCUGCUGCAGCAGUGCCAGACGCUGAAGGAGGAGGUGUUCUACUACGAAGAGGUGGUGCAGAAGCAGGAGCGGGAGCUCUGCCUGCAGCAGGAGCAGCUCCGAGAGGCGCAGGAGCACCUGGCCAUGGCCAAGAGCAAGAGCAGCUCCACCGAGAGCAACCUGGAUCUGUACAAGAAGAAAUACCAGGCCGCCUUGAACAGAGCUGGCGAGCUGGAGGGCAAGGUGCAGAGCCUGGAGGAGGAACUCCAGGACAUGAGCAGCCAGAUGUGGGAGUGUGAUGACAUCAUCAUCAACCUGUGCAGCAAGCAGCUGGUUCUGCAACAGGAGAUGACGGGCAGGAGGAACCAGACGGCCGUGGAGCAGCUGACUCAAGAACUUCAUGCCACGCAGGAGGAUCUGGGCAGGAGCCUUCAGCACACCCCCCAGCAUGAGCAGAGCAUCCAGGCCCUCCGAGAGCAGCUGGCUGCCAGUCAGACCAAGUGCUUGGAAGCUGACGAGACUCUGAUGCAUGUGCAGACGGAGUUUGCCUCCUACACAGCCACUCAUAGUCAUUCCAACGCCAGCUAUGAGAGCCAAGUCGCCAUGGCAGAGAACCUCCAGCAGCGGCUGAGCCACGCUGACGAGGACCGCGCCAAGCACAGCCAGCGGGCCGAGGAGUACCAGUGCCUGGUGCAGGAUUUGAAGCUGGAGCUGGUGCGAGUGGCCGAGCAGAAGAACAGCAGCAUGAAAGCCGUCGGGACACUGGAGCUGGAGGUGCAGCGUCUGAGGCAGGACACAGCUGCUAAGGUGGAGCGGAAGCAGCUGGAGGUGGCCAAGCUGCAGCAGCUGAUCCAGCAACUGGAGUGCGAGCUCCGGGAGAGCCGCCGUCUGUGUGCGCAGAAGGAGCAGGUGAGCCCAGGAGACGGGGACCCAGCGAAGGGACAAGCCAGGGCCCUGGGUCAACAUGCGUUUGCAGCAGGAGAGGGCUCCAGCCUCCCCCAGGUCUCAGGCAGAUGCGGCAGCACCUGUGGGGGCUACGUGGAGGGGCCUGUGGCUGUGGGGCUGUGCCGGAGGCGGGGUCCAGGCUGUGGGUGGCGUGGCCCGUGGGGCAGUGUCUGUGGCAGUGCUGUGUCUCUCGUGGCACAGAUCAUGCAGAGGAGGGAUGAACAGCUCCACCAGGCACAGGCCGCCAUGCGGCAGGCUCGUGGUGUCCUGCAGCAGAAGGAGCUGAAGCUGGAGAAGCAGCGCGCAGAGGCCAGGAGCCUGGCCGCAUGCUUGCAGCAGGCCCAGCAGGAGAGGGAGCAGAGCCAGGCGGCCAGCGACAGCCUGCAGGAGGAGAUCCAGCUGCUGAGACAGAGCCUGCAGGACAGCCAGCAGCAGCAGCAAGCAGCUGCUCAGGAGCUGGUGCAGCAGGCGGAGCGGCUGCUGCUGGCCCAGAGCAGCCUGCAGAGCACGCAGGAGCAGCUGAGCGAGCGCAUGGCUGAGGUUGGCCGGCUGGAGCAGGCCAGCCGCAGGCUGGAGGCGGAGCAGCGGGCGCUGCAGGAGCAGCUGUCCAGGAGCAUGGAUGAGGUGGAGCAGAGCAGGAAGCUGCUGGAGUGCCUGAAGGCAGAGCUGGGCCAGUGGAAGCAGAGGCACCAGGUCGCCCUGCAGCAGGGGAUGCAACAUCAGCACUCAAUGGCCGAGAUGGAGCUGAAACUGGGGAGGAGCCAGGAGCAGGCGAAAGCCCUGCAGCAGCAGUUCCAGGAGCAGGAAUCCACCCAGCAGGCCCUGCGGGAGGAGCUGAGCCAGCUGCAGAGCCGGGAGGAAGAGCUCCAGCGGCAGCUGCAGGGAGCCCAGGAGAGGGAGUGCCUGCUGGCCAGUGAGCGCCAGGAGCUGCAGCGAGAGCUCCACAGCAGCGAGCAAGCGGCCACGCUCCAGGAGUCAGCCCUGGCCCAGCUGCAGGCAGAGCUGGGAGCAGCUCAGGCCAGAGAGUGGCAAAGCACCCGCACGCUGACUGCAGCAGAGGAGACUAUCCAGGCCCUGACACUGAGAACUGCAUCCUGUCAGGAGAAGCAGAGGGAGGCGCUGGAAAAGCUCAGCGAGACGGCGCAGGACAUGGCGGCCCUGCAGGCGGAGCUGGUGCGGACACAGGCCAGGGAAGCCCAGCUGGAGGAGGAGGCAGCAGCCUGGGAGGAGCGGCUGAGGCAGCUCAACGGGGAGCUUAAGAAGCUGCAGGGUUUCCAGCAGCAGAGGGAGCAGGAGGCCCAGUCCUUCAAGGAGCAGCUGGAGGAGCGGAGCAGCCAAGUGCAGCACUGGCAGAGGCGGUACCAGGAGAACGCGCAGGUCCUGGCGCAGCGGGAUGAGGACCUGGUCGUAUUCAAGGUGGAACUGGCCUCCUUGAAAGAAAAGCUCCAUGGUGCCGCUGAAGAGAGAGCCCGCUUGCAGCAGGAACUCAGUGUCUUACGGCAGAAGUUCAUGGCCUCCAGCAGUGAGGCAGAGGCGCUGCGCUCCUCCCUGGGGGCUGCGCGCUCAGACAGCCGCCGGCUGCACCGCGAGAGCGAGCUGGUGCUGGCCAACGUCAGCCACUGGGUGAAGGAGCAAAAGCAAGCAAAUGACAAACUGGGGCACAAGAUCCGGGAACAGAUCAAGCACAUCGCGCAGCUGACAGGCGAGAAGGACCACCUGCAGGAGGUGCUGGCGAGGCUGCAGCAGGAGAACAGGCACCUGAAAGGCGAAGUGGCCAAGCAGCGCAUUGAGUGUGAGCGGCUGAAGGUGAGCAGGACGUUAGCAGGCAGAGCUGGGCCCGGGGGCAGGCUCCAGGAGGGGCUGGGGGGGGAAGAGGGCCCUGCUGCCAAGAGCUGCUGCUGAUUUUGUGCUUCUUGUCCCAGGCUCUGCAGGGCAGCAGCUUAGACGCACGGGCUGUGCUUCGGCAGCCAUGGCCCCUGCUCCUGGGCGAGGAGUGAGGUCCCUCUCUCUUCCAGCCUGGCGCCUGCACGAUGGACCCAGCAAGGACUGUGCACAGGGCAGGCACGUCCUCUGCAGCUACCUCAGCUACCUGCUGCGGGCCCGGGCCCAGCCUGCACUGUGAAAUAAGCCACAGGCACAGGCUGUCACCCACCACGGCGGCAGGGCGGGGGCUGCAUCCCCCUCAGCAAACCCCACUUACUAGGAACAGCCCAUGUAUUUCAGCCAUUAAAUGUGUCGCUAGUCCA